AUGUCGCAAUGCCGUUAUCGUUUCGCUGAAGGACAAAAUGUGGUCAAUGACUUUGGUGGGUUCAUAGCGUGGUUCCAACUUCCAAGUGGCUUUUACGAACUCAAAGGCCAACUUGCAUGGGAUUUCGAAUUCAUCUUGGCACCCUCUGGGGAUACGAAUGAGGCUAUCAUCUUGACCAAUCAAACAAGCAUCUCUGGUCAACUCAAGGCGUUGUCAGAUGAAGUGGCACAGAUGGAAACCGACAAGAUUGCUGAUAUCGAAAGGAUCGGUUAUGUUCGCACUGACAUUGUUGGCAUCUCCAAAGAUUCUCCUCCCGAAGAUUAUAUUGUUUCUGGUGAGAAUGAAGACGCCAGCAUGGAAGAUGGCGGAGGUGACGAGACCAGUGGUGGCACCGUCGGAAGCGAAGAAAGUGGUGACUAG
Messenger RNA from Aureobasidium melanogenum CBS 110374, 420 nucleotides. RefSeq lists its product as uncharacterized. The transcript has a single exon. NCBI's taxonomy places the organism in Eukaryota, Fungi, Ascomycota, Dothideomycetes, Dothideales, Saccotheciaceae. The coding region runs from base 1 to 420 and encodes 139 amino acids. The record is from RefSeq and is a predicted model, not a curated record.